This is a messenger RNA of Drosophila rhopaloa, 2695 nucleotides long. RefSeq names its product FMRFamide receptor. Gene Ontology annotation, biological process: G protein-coupled receptor signaling pathway. Gene Ontology annotation, molecular function: G protein-coupled receptor activity. Gene Ontology annotation, cellular component: membrane. NCBI's taxonomy places the organism in Eukaryota, Metazoa, Arthropoda, Insecta, Diptera, Drosophilidae. The record is from RefSeq and is a predicted model, not a curated record.
UCAACGCGUUCGCGUCAGGAAAAGCGUUCGGCAAACGAAAUUCGAAAUAUUUAAAAAUAUCACUCAUACGCACGGGAGAGCGAGUGCCCGAAACGAGAGUGAGAGUGCACCGAUAUUCACCUGGCACUUGCCACUAAAUAAAUAAAAACCAAGUUUUGUUUAUUCAAAGCGAAACGGAGAAAGUGUUUCAAUAAUCACCACUUAGUAUAUAAUCAAGUGAAAUCGCCUGCCAGCAGCGCAUUAAUUUAAAAAUAAAUAUAUUAAAUAUAUUCUGGCGUGUGUGAGUGAGCAGCAUCGAUAAAAAGCUCUCCGAAGAAUUUUUCGGAGGCGUAACGUGAAAUCACAUUGGCUAAUUAUCUUCGCCGAAAACUGAGGAAGCCAAAGAACUCUCAGCCCCCAAAAAUCGAAUUGUAGAUCAUUCCAUUCCAACUUAAUUAACCCCAUCACGCCGACAAUCCCUUGGCAUUGAUUGUUGACAUUGUCGCCGCAGAGAUAUGCAAAUGGGAAUAUGCGAAUAUCUUGCAGACACACGAGUUGUAAAUUAAAUUCCCAAGCUUAAAGUGUCGACGACGCCGGCCGAAAGCCGGGACAAAGGACAUCGUCACCAGGUGCUCGUGACCCCUGACCCGAGACCAAAGAGCCAGGACCAACAAUAAGUACCCGACCUGUGGCCGCAGAAUUGAUGUUCGUGCGAAAGUUUCCCCUCAGCUGUGCAAAUGUUACGGCCAGGACUCGAGUAGGAUUGCGGAUCGGGGAAGUGGGUCAGUAGAAGCCAGUGGUGGUGCAGCCAUGAGUGGAGCAGCCGUUGCCCGGUUGCUCCUCCGCCUGGAGCUACCCUCGCCAGGAGUAAUGCCACCGCCGCCCACGGACUACGACUAUGGAGCGAUGGACUAUAGAGCCAUCAGCGAGGACGAGUUCCUGGCCAGUGUGGUGGCCACCGAGGGACCAACGGUUCGAUAUGAUCUGUUCCCCCAGAACCACACCAACCAUCCCAGCCUGCACGUCAUCCUCAACCACACGGAGGUGCAAACGGAUCUGCAGUAUCCCCACUACGAGGACUUGGGUCUGGAUGCGGAUCCCAAUUGGACGCGCAUCUGCGAGGAUGUGUACAACCCAUCGCUGGAAAAUAACCGCAUCGAGUUCUGGGUGUGCGGCGUACUGAUAAAUAUCGUGGGAAUCCUCGGCAUCCUGGGCAACAUCAUCUCCAUGAUAAUCCUCUCCCGACCCCAGAUGAGAUCGAGUAUCAACUACUUACUCACUGGCUUGGCUCGCUGCGAUACCGUGCUAAUUAUCACCUCAAUACUGCUGUUCGGAAUACCCUCAAUAUAUCCAUAUACAGGGCAUCUGUUCGGCUACUACAACUAUGUGUAUCCGUUUAUAUCGCCGGCGGUAUUUCCCAUAGGCAUGAUUGCCCAGACGGCCAGUAUAUACAUGACCUUCACGGUGACCCUGGAAAGAUAUGUGGCCGUUUGCCAUCCCUUGAAAGCGAGGGCCCUCUGUACUUACGGCCGAGCCAAGAUCUACUUUAUAGUGUGUGUGUGCUUUUCGUUGGCCUACAAUAUGCCCCGAUUUUGGGAGGUUCUAACCAUAACCUAUCCCAAACCGGGCACAGAUGUAAUACUCCACUGCGUGAGACCCUCGAGAUUGAGGCGAUCGGAGGCGUAUAUCAACAUCUACAUACACUGGUGCUACCUGAUCGUGAACUACAUAAUACCCUUUCUCACCUUGGCCAUACUGAAUUGUCUGAUUUAUAGACAGGUGAAAAGGGCGAACAGGGAGCGACAGCGAUUGUCGAGAUCGGAGAGAAGGGAAAUCGGGCUGGCCACAAUGCUGCUGUGUGUGGUGAUAGUUUUCUUUAUGCUGAACUUCCUACCGCUGGUACUCAACAUAUCGGAGGCCUUCUACAGCACCAUCGAUCACAAGAUAACCAAGAUUUCGAAUCUACUGAUCACGAUCAACAGCAGCGUUAACUUCCUGAUAUACAUCAUUUUUGGCGAAAAGUUCAAGCGCAUUUUUUUACUCAUUUUUUUCAAGCGACGCCUGAGUCGUGACCAGCCGGAUCUCAUCCACUACGAGAGCUCCAUAUCGAACAACGGCGAUGGGACGCUGAACCACCGAUCCUCCGGCCGCUUCUCGAGGCACGGAACCCAGCGGAGCACCACCACCACGUAUCUGGUGGCCACCGGCGGACCCGGCGGGUGGGGGGGAUGCGGUGGUGGCGUUGGCAAUAAUUCGCUGAACAACGUACGACUGACUCAGGUGUCGGGGUCACCGGGCCUGGUCAAGAUCAAGCGGAAUCGGGCUCCAUCGCCUGGUCCCGUGGUCUACUUUCCCGCCCGCGAAAUGCAGAGAUCCGCAUCCACCACGAACUCAUCGACCAACAAUAAUACAUCCAUUGGUUACGACUGGACGCUGCCGGACAACAAGAAACUGGGACACGUCUCCUCCGGAUUCUGAGGCUGUGUCCGGGGAAAAUCGAUGAGAGUGGGUCCUGGGAAGAGUGUUAGCCUAGUCCACUAGUCUUGUAAAUAGGAAUAGCCGGAAUAACAGUUUAGGUCAAAAUAAUAGUAAGGAUGCAUUGGGUCCCUGAAAAAUAUUUUAUAGAAAAUAUAAUUUCCACACGCUUAUGAUAAAAUAAUGUAGUUAAAUAUUAUGUUCUUUAUAUAAAAGAUUAAAUUUACCGUGAUUAUACCCG